AUGCUUUCACCUGCCGAAAAGCAAGAAAAGAUUAUAAGGUCAACCGAUUUAGAUGCCUUAAGCUGUAGGUUCAGUGCAAAUAAUAAAUCUUACUUUGCACCUCCAGAUCCAUAUAUUGAUGUGUUGAUUAAAUCCUACAGGAGCUACCUUCAUUAUUGUGCUGGUUAUAGCAAUUUAUCGGCUAACAGGACUUUGAAAAGCUCCUUUGGCGAGAAAAAGAUGCCAUUGAUUAAUAGAGGUACCUACUUUAGAACUAAGCUGAUAAAUUUAAUUAUAGACGAAUUUAUUCAAGAAUUUGGCAAAUGUCAGAUUAUAUCUUUGGGAGGAGGCUCAGAUACCAGAUGCUUCCAUUAUCUAGCUAAUAGCAAUGUCACUUAUCACGAAAUUGACUUUCCAGAGUCUGCAAAGAUAAAGUUAUUGGCCAUUUUCGGGAACGCCUCACUCAAGGAAAUAGUUCAAUAUAAUGAAGAUAGAGAUAGAGAUUUCGAAAUAAACUCAAAAGAGGACUUCGAAAAUUACGAAUCUGAAUUGCAUACUAAUAAUUAUCAUCUUUAUGGAAUGGACUUAAGACAAUUGAAAGAUUUUUCUAUUGGUGAAGCGAAGUUUUUGCCCUAUGUGAAUACAUCCUUGCCUACUUUAAUACUAAGUGAAUGUGCACUUUGUUAUGUUUCACCUUUAGAAAAUGAGCAAAUUGUAAAGUUUUGGAACAAUUUUUUCCAAAAAUCUAACUGCGUACUAGCAUUUUUAACAUAUGAACCCAUGUCUUUAGAUGAUCCUUUUGGUGUAACAAUGAAAGACAAUUUAUCCAAAAGAGGAAUAAACUUGUUAACUUUUAAUGAGUUUCCAACAUUACAAUCAAGAUGUGACUUUUUAUUUAGUGUCUGUCACUUGAAAAAUAUUCGUCUCACUGAUAUGUGUGAUAUCGGUGGUUAUGGGAACGAAUCUCCUUGGAUUGAUAACGAAGAGCUCCUUCGCAUCAAUAAACUCGAAUUGAUAGAUGAAGUUGAAGAAAUAAGGUUGCUUCUAAAGCACUAUUGCAUUUGCUAUGGUGAAAUGUCUCGCAGCAACGUGAAAAGAUUCAAAGGAAUUGACAAUUGGCGAUGGCUCAUUAAAAGGGAUACAUGA
Molecule: messenger RNA, 1125 nt
Organism: Priceomyces carsonii
Lineage: Eukaryota; Fungi; Ascomycota; Pichiomycetes; Serinales; Debaryomycetaceae
Product: leucine carboxy methyltransferase
Exons: 1
Coding region: 1-1125 (374 amino acids)
Biological process (GO): C-terminal protein methylation
Molecular function (GO): protein C-terminal leucine carboxyl O-methyltransferase activity
Source: RefSeq, a predicted model, not a curated record